This is a messenger RNA of Ipomoea nil (Japanese morning glory), 684 nucleotides long. RefSeq lists its product as uncharacterized. NCBI's taxonomy places the organism in Eukaryota, Viridiplantae, Streptophyta, Magnoliopsida, Solanales, Convolvulaceae. The record is from RefSeq and is a predicted model, not a curated record. Bases 1 to 684 code for a protein of 227 amino acids. The transcript has a single exon.
AUGGCACCAUCGAGAAACCAGGCAAGGACCCCUGAGCCCCCUGCCCACGAUCAGCUAACCCAAAAUCUACAACAGUUAACUCAGGUCGGCCAGGCACUGAGCAAUGCCAUCCUUAACAAUAACAACCGACCACCCUCGAACGGGAACCAUGAUGUGGCUCGCCAAGUGUCAAACCAUCGCCCACCUAUUUUCGCGGGAGAAGAAGAUCCUACGACGCUCGAGGAAUGGAUCCGAACGUUUGACAAAAUCUUCGAGGUAGUGGAAUGCCCAGAGGAACGCCGCGUCGAGCUGGCGUCGUUCUACUUUGGACAUAAGGCCAAUCUAUGGUGGGUUCACGAAGGACCUACUUGUAGACAAGAACCUGGUUUCAACUGGGAAACCUUAAAAAUCAGAUUACGGGAACGCUUUUACCCCGCACACGUAAGAGCAGCCACGUACGAGGAGUUCCUCCACCUGAAACAUGGAAUCGCUACGGUGGUGGAAUACCACAAGCGAUUCCUAGAAUUGGCCCGUUUCGCACCUGAAUUGGUGCCUAUGGAGACAACUAAGGUAGAGAAAUUCAUUGCGGGUCUCAACUUCGAGGCCCGGAAGUUCUUAACCGUAAGCAAACCAAGAACCCUCAACGAAGCCUAUGCUAGUGCCGCCGACCUUUACCGGAUUCAACUACUACAACGGGGAGUCUAG